GAAAUUUGGAUUUUAUUUUAUAUAGGAUUCAAAAACGAUUCCCAUUUAGGAAUAAUUCAAAAAUCUACUUAUUGAGGAAACAAUCCUCAAUCAACUAAUUUAUACUUUUUUUUGUUUUAUUUUGAAUACUUUCCUUCUUUUUUUCUUUUGAAUCUUUCCUUUCCCUAUUUCCUUCUUUCUAUAUUUUCAAUUUGAAUUUUGAAAAUUUUUUUUUGUCUCAAACACGGUGCAACUCGAUCGAAGGAAGUAUGGGAUAUAUUACAGAAGGAAUACCAAGAGGCCGUGAUCGUGGCUGUGGUAGAGGCUGUGGCGGUAGAUCUAGUGGUUUCAACAACAAAAACGGUAAAGGAUCAGUCACAGGACAGGAAAAGAAGAAAACUUUAUUAAUUUGGACAAAUCAGUUAAAGGCUUCUGGGAAAAUUAAACUUCCAUGGAAAAGGUACAAUCGCGUGGCGAUGGGUGACGGCUGUGUCCAUGACAUGCACGGAAGAGGUACAAUUGCGAUGAGCUCGAAUACAACAAGUGAUUCAAAUUCUAUAGAAGAUGAAAGUGACUCCGAAGAUGAAAGUAACUGCGAAGUGGACAAAAUAAGAAAAUUUUAUAUGACGGCUACUGUUGGAGUUGCAAUAUGUGCUAAUUAUUAUGCCAAGUAUCUCAUGAAACAAAAUCCUAGAACUUCAACACUUUCUGGAUGGCAAUGGGUUCAAGAAACCUUACGAACCCCAGGGGAGAGUUAUAGAAUGCUUCGUAUGGAGUCUGAAGUAUUUAAAAGAUUAGCUUUGUUGCUUACUAAUAAUUAUGGUUUACAAUCAACUCGAGCAAUGCAUGCAGAGGAGGCGCUUGCGAUAUUUCUUUUGGUUUGUGGACACAAUGAAACAAAUCGUAAUAUUCAAAACCGUUUCAAGCAUUCGGGUGAAACAAUUAGUAGAAAAUUUAAUGAAGUUCUUGAUAGUUUAGUUCGAUUUUCUGUUGACAUAAUUAAACCGUUGGAUCCUUCAUUUACUACAACCCCUCCUCAAAUUCGCAACAAUGUUAGGUUCUGGCCUCAUUUUGAAGGAGCUAUUGGUGCAAUUGAUGGAACACUUAUUCGUGCUGUUAUACCUAAAGAAGAUCAAAUUCCAUAUAUUGGUAGAAAGCCUUACCCAAUGCAAAAUAUAAUGGCUGUUUGUGAUUUCAAUAUGGUGUUCACAUUUGUUGUUGCCGGUUGGCCGGGAGCCACGCAUGAUGCACGAAUUUUCACUACUACUUUGAAUAACUAUGGUCAUAUAUUUCCACAUCCUCCUGAAGGUUAG
Messenger RNA from Ananas comosus (pineapple), 1292 nucleotides. RefSeq lists its product as uncharacterized. The record is from RefSeq and is a predicted model, not a curated record. Lineage: Eukaryota; Viridiplantae; Streptophyta; Magnoliopsida; Poales; Bromeliaceae. The coding region runs from base 249 to 1292 and encodes 347 amino acids. The transcript has 4 exons.